AUGUCCAAGAUCGCUAUUACUCACGAUUCAACCACAUGGGACUGGCCUCUCCAAUCUCACGAUGGAGUAGUUCAGGUUCAAAGCACUGGAGACAAGUUCGAAGUUAAGCUUGAUGUCCAAUUUUUCUCUCCCAACGAAAUCGAAGUAAAAGUCAAUGGACAAGAACUCCAUAUCCAUUGUAGACACGAGUCAAGAACUGAUGAGCACGGAACAAUUGCUCGUGAGAUUCAUCGUACCUACAAGCUCCCAUCCGAUGUUGAUGUCAGCACUGUAAAAAGUCAUUUGACUGCUCGUGGACUUCUCAACAUCACUGCCCAAAAGCAAAAGUAA
This is a messenger RNA of Auanema sp. JU1783, 330 nucleotides long. The record is from the annotation of a GenBank genome assembly. Lineage: Eukaryota; Metazoa; Nematoda; Chromadorea; Rhabditida; Rhabditidae.